Molecule: messenger RNA, 1554 nt
Organism: Pteronotus mesoamericanus
Lineage: Eukaryota; Metazoa; Chordata; Mammalia; Chiroptera; Mormoopidae
Gene: ADAT1
Product: adenosine deaminase tRNA specific 1
Exons: 10
Coding region: 44-1552 (502 amino acids)
Biological process (GO): tRNA processing
Molecular function (GO): tRNA-specific adenosine deaminase activity; RNA binding
Source: RefSeq, a predicted model, not a curated record
UAUUGAGGGGCCUUGAGGGAAGGUCUCAGCACCAACUCAGACUAUGUGGACCCCAAAUGAGAUUGCAAGCCUAUGUUACGAGCACUAUAGGAAUAGGCUGCCCAAGCAGGGUAAGCCCGAACCCAACCGUGAAUGGACGUUGGUAGCAGCCGUGGUGAAGAUACAGCCUAUAGGUGGCCAGCCCUGUGACUGCCGUGACGAACAGGAGCAAGUGACAAAGGAAGUUGUCUCAAUGGGAACAGGAACAAAAUGCAUUGGCCAGUCCAAAAUGAGGAAGAGCGGAGACAUCCUCAAUGAUAGCCAUGCAGAGGUCAUAGCCAGAAGGAGUUUCCAAAGGUACCUUCUUCAUCAGCUUUACUUGGCGGCUGCCCUGAAGGAGGAUAGCAUCUUUGUGCCAGGAACUCUGAAAGGAUUGUGGAAACUCAAACCAGACCUGUCGUUUGUAUUUUUCUCCAGCCAUACGCCCUGCGGGGAUGCCUCCAUCAUUCCAAUGCUCGAGUUUGAAGAUCAGCCAUGCUGUCCUGUCAGUAGAGAUUGGGCCCAUAACCCAUCAGUAGAAGCCAGGGGUAACCUGGAAGCUACUGAAGAUAAAAGGAAAUGCAAAGACCUGGACAGUCCUGUGGCCAAAAAAAUGAGGCUUCAGCCCAGGACUCCUGCCAGAAAAGUUGCCAACGGUGAGGCUCACCUUCAGAGUUCUGGCGAUCAGGAAAGUAGCCCAGUCCUACCAAGAGUCGGCAGCUCUAAUCUCACCUCAGAGGAACCGGCCACUGCCGCUGGAAUGGCCCCCAGUGGUGCCAAAGUGGUGGAUGUUUAUAGAACUGGAGCUAAGUGUGUGCCUGGGGAAGCUGGAGACUCGGGGAAGCCUGGUGCUGCGUAUCACCGGGUGGGGCUGCUCCGCGUGAAGCCCGGCCGGGGAGACAGGACUUGCUCCAUGUCCUGCAGUGACAAGUUGGCGCGGUGGAAUGUCCUCGGAUGCCAGGGGUCACUGUUGAUGCACUUUCUAGAAGAGCCCAUCUACCUGUCAGCAGUGGUCAUCGGGAAGUGCCCGUACAGCCAGGAGGCCAUGUGGAGAGCGCUAACUGGGAGGUGUCAGAAUAUCUCAGCUUUACCCAAAGGGUUUGGAGUUCAAGAAGUAAAAAUACAGCAGUCAGAUUUACUGUUUGAGCAGAGCCGCUGUGCAGUGCAGACAAAAAGGGCUGACAGCCCAGGCCGACUUGUUCCUUGCGGAGCAGCCAUCAGCUGGAGUGCAGUACCUGAGCAGCCGUUAGAUGUCACUGCCAAUGGCUUUCCACAGGGAACAACAAAGAAGGGAAUCAGCAGCCUUCAGGCCAGAUCUCGAAUCAGCAAAGUGGAACUCUUUAGAUCGUUCCAGAAGCUGCUAAGCAGUAUUUCAGAGGACAAGUGGCCAGACUCCCUCAGGAUGCAGAAGCUAGAGACAUACCAAGAGUACAAGGAGGCUGCAUCUGCUUACCAGGAAGCCUGGAGCACACUCCGGAAGCAUGCAUUUGGAUCCUGGAUCAGAAACCCACCAGAUUAUCACCAAUUUAAAUGAGA